Molecule: messenger RNA, 453 nt
Organism: Pichia kudriavzevii
Lineage: Eukaryota; Fungi; Ascomycota; Pichiomycetes; Pichiales; Pichiaceae
Exons: 1
Coding region: 1-453 (150 amino acids)
Biological process (GO): DNA-templated transcription
Cellular component (GO): RNA polymerase II, core complex; RNA polymerase III complex; RNA polymerase I complex
Molecular function (GO): DNA-directed RNA polymerase activity
Source: RefSeq, a predicted model, not a curated record
AUGUCCUCUACAUUGUUUGAUGAUAUAUUUAACGUUGAAUCUACAGAUUCGGCAAGAUACGAUCGUGUAACCAGAAUAGUUGCGAACUCGACUUCUUCGCCAGACACCAGAAUAACUCUUGAUAUCAACCAUGAACUUUUCCCAGUUAGUGAGAAUGAUACAUUAACUAUUACAUUAGCUAAAUCUUUAAAUAUAGAUGACUCAAGUGCAAUGGAUACAGAUGACUUGGUGGGAGCUAAUGGUUCAUGGAGACCACCAAAGCCUGACCAAGUAUCUCUAAUGAAUGAUUACGAUUAUGUGAUGCACGGCACUGUUUACAAAUUCGAAGAGGGUAAAGACGACAAAAUUUCCGUAUUUUGUUCAUUUGGAGGGUUGAUUAUGUGUUUAGAAGGUAAUUACAGAAAUCUUGUUGGCCUGAAGCAGGAAAAUUUGUACAUUUUAAUGAGAAAAUGA